AAUAUCAAUAAAAUUGUGAUGUACACUCAUGCGUAAACUCAAUAGUCAAUAACAAUUAGUUGUAAAAAAUGAGCGGCAAGAAUUAGUUAAAAUAUUCAAACUUAAUGUAAUCCAUUUCAGAUAACAUCCAAUUCUGAAUACCAAAAGAGACAGAAAAGGAUAUUGCUAAAUGCUGCCUUGAAGUCUUCAGAAGUUGUGAAUUGGGUGUUUAGGGUAUAUGUGUAUAUGCCUGACGAGUCCAGCCACAACCAUGUGAUUGGUGAAUUGGGAUCAGCAAACCAGCGGCUUGAUCAGGCAAUCAUAGACCAAAUUCAUGUGCUAGUAUCUGAUGGAGCCAGGAGGACGGAUGAGGUGGAACGUGCUGUUAAUAGCUUUGUCCAGCGACAGUUCCCCACAGCCAGUCUACUGAACCCCAGAUACUAUCCAAGUCGAAAGAUAAUUCGAAAUCACAUGUAUAGUGCUAUGUGCAUGCAACAAUUUUCUUCCAAUGACUUGACCAAUUUGGGGCUACAUGUUGAGCAGUGGAAGAAGGAUAUGCCUGAAGACCGCUUCUUUUAUGCAUCUGGUGCAUUUCUGAAUGAGAGGUUCAGGCGAGGAUUGGAAACCUCACAGCCCCAGUCAUGGACCAUGGAGAGUGUUCCUCACACAAAGCAAUUUGAUAGCAUUUCAUGUGGUGUUUAUGUUAUUCAGUUUGUGGAGAACUACUUGGCGGGGAAGUCCCUACAAUAUUCAUGGACAAGGAAUGACGUGGAGGAAAAGAGGAAACAGAUUAAAUUGUCAUUGACUGCUUUCAGUUGUAGGCAAGGCUCGAUGGUUACAGGGGUCAGGCCGGUCCGCAUAGUCAUUCCCACCCAAGAGACCCUAAGUGUUAAGUCUGUGAGUGACCGCUCUCUGGGCCAGUCAGAUUCUGGCUUCAUCGAGCCAAAACAGUCAACCUCCGGAGAGGCAUCCAUAACAUCCAUCCAGAAGUCUGCUAAGAGGAUGAGAGAUUAG
Messenger RNA from Dreissena polymorpha, 993 nucleotides. RefSeq lists its product as uncharacterized. Lineage: Eukaryota; Metazoa; Mollusca; Bivalvia; Myida; Dreissenidae. The transcript has 7 exons. The record is from RefSeq and is a predicted model, not a curated record. Bases 226 to 993 code for a protein of 255 amino acids.